GACACACACACACACGCGCUGCCCUGGUGAUUCAAGGCUGAUUUCCAGCGAGGAAGCGUCAGAGUGGAUGCCAAAAAAGAGCGGAGCAGCGGUGGACAAGUUUGUGGCGCUGAAAAAGAAUUUUAAAAAAGCGAGAGAGGUUUCUUCUUUUUUGUUGUUGAAGAAAUAGCAGGAGAGGCGAAACGCCAGCAAACAAGACUCAAGUUGCGCACAGUGUGGCAGACUUUGAGCGGCACAAUUGUUGUGACUUGACUCCAGAGGCGCACAAAAGAAGGCGAACAACAAGGAGAGGACUAACUAACGAGCACGCCUUGUCGUCUUGGCUUCUUUCUGUACACUGCACUGCACUUCUGUCUCUCUCCACUUUUUUAUUCCCUUUUUGUAAUAUUUUUGAAGUUUUUUGUGUGUGUGUCCCACCGGCGUGUGUGGCCUUUUUGUCGCCGAGAGAGCGAGUGGACGCGCGGGGGGCCGAGAGGAGCCGGAGCCGGGCUGCCCACAUGCUCCGACCACUGGCGUAAAAGUUGACUUCUUCCCAACACAAGAGAACAGGUGCCAGUGAUGAUGGUGGAAUCAGCCUCUGAGACCAUUCGAACGACACCGUCCAGCCAGAACGGAGUCAGCAGCCUCAGCAGCCAAUCAGACGGUGGGGGAGGGAGAGAAGGCGGUUCAAAUGGAGACACCAACGGAGAGAUCAGCCCAGUGGACCUACUACACCUGCAACAGCAACAGGCUCUCCAGGCAGCCAGGCAGUUCCUCCUCCAGCAGGCCUCUGGGCUCAACUCCCCUGGCAGCAACGAGGUCAAGCAGAGCCCCGUGCAGGUCCCUGUAUCCAUGGCUAUGAUGAGCCCGCAGAUGAUCACUCCACAGCAGAUGCAACAGAUCCUGUCACCCCCUCAGCUCCAGGCUCUGCUGCAGCAACAGCAGGCUCUCAUGCUAUCACAGUUACAGGAGUACUACAAGAAGCAGCAGGAGCAGUUGCAUCUGCAGCUUCUGACUCAGCAGCAGCAGCAACAGCAGCAGCAGCAGCAACAACAGCAACAACAGGCUGGGAAGCAAGCAGCAAAAGAGCAGCUAGGCAGUAAGCAGCUGGCCUUCCAGCAGCAGCUGAUCCAGAUGCAGCAGCUUCAGCAGCAGCACAUCCUCAACCUGCAGAGACAAGGCCUGGUGCCCCUGCAGCCCACCGCGGCCAUGCAGUCCCUGCAGCAAGCGAUGUGUCCGUCAGACCUCCAGCAGCUGUGGAAGGAGGUGUCGGGGGUGCCGAGCAGCGAGGAGGCCUUGAAACAAGCCGAAGGGCUUGACUUGAGUACCAACAGCUCUAAUUCUACCUCAGCCUUCCCCAAAGCGGCCAGCGCACACAUUCCGCUGCACAACCUGCCCAAUGGACAGAGCCACACCCCAAAGAGAGACAGAGCCAGACUGUUUGAGUGGAUAUCCUCCUUCACCAAGGCAGACAGCGGAGAUGACCAUGCUCCCCCUUACUCCAAAGGCAGCCAACCCCCUACCAGCCAUCAUGAGGAGCACGCGGGCUCCCAUCCUCUGUAUGGCCAUGGAGAGUGUAAGUGGCCCGGCUGUGAAGCACUGUGUGAGGACAUGGGACAGUUCAUCAAGCACUUGAACAACGAGCACGCCCUAGAUGACCGCAGCACUGCUCAGUGCCGAGUCCAGAUGCAGGUGGUACAGCAACUGGAGAUACAGCUGGCAAAAGAGAGUGAGCGACUCCAGGCCAUGAUGACCCACCUGCACAUGCGCCCCUCAGAGCCAAAGCCAUUUAACCAACCUUUGAACCUGGCUUCCAGCGGCUCUCUGCUAAAGCGAGACAGCGAGGCCUACCCAGAGGGCCUUCCUCACCCACCGACCUCAGCUGCGACCCCCAUCACUCCGCUGCGCCAGGGACCCUCAGUCAUCAGCUCAUCCAGCCUCCACACACACUCCCACUCCCAUUCCCACGCGCAUGCUGUUGGGCCCAUACGUCGGCGCAACUCCGACAAGUACUGCACACCCAUCGCCUCAGAGCUGGCUCAGAACUGUGAGUUCUACAAGAACGCUGAUGUCAGGCCCCCCUUCACCUACGCCUCCCUUAUACGCCAUGCCAUUCUGGAGUCCCCAGACAGACAGUUGACUCUGAACGAGAUCUACAACUGGUUUACGCGAAAGUUCGCCUACUUCAGGAGAAACACGGCCACAUGGAAGAAUGCCGUGCGCCACAACCUGAGUCUGCACAAGUGUUUUGUUCGUGUUGAGAACGUGAAGGGGGCCGUGUGGACCGUGGACGAAGUUGAAUACCAAAAGAGGAGACCACCAAAGAUGACCGGGAGUCCGACUCUGGUGAAAAACAUGAUUUCAGGCCUGGGCUUUGGAUCCCUAAACGCUAGCUACCAGGCAGCCCUGGCAGAGAGCAGUCUGUCCCUGCUAAACAGUCCCCCCCUGGUGACCCCACCAUCUGCAGCCAGCCUCAACAUGCUGCAUGUGGGCCACGAUGAUGUCAGCUCCACCGUGGAGCAGGUCAACAGCAACGGCAGCUGCAGCCCCACGCUCAGCCCUCAGCAGUACAGCCACCCGGUGCACGUGAAGGAGGAGCCCACUGAGAUCGACGAGGACGGUCGGCCUAUCUCCCUCCUGGCCGGGGUCACACACAACCUGCCGUUGUCGUGCGACGACCGCGACUUGGAGGAGGACCUCCCCACCGAGGAUCUGGAGUAAGAUGGAUCCAGGGGGCGGGGCUUAGUCAGAUGGGUCCUGAAGAAGAAACGAUAGCAAAAAGAAAAAUAACAAGAAUGUUUUUUUUUUUUUCCUUUUUUUAUAUUUGUUGUUAUGAGCAAGCAACCAAGGAUGACAUUGAGAAACUCCAAACAGGGUUUGAAGACCUCCAUUACUUUUAGACGCAAAAACUACUCUGUGGAGCACUGCUUUAACUUCCCAUGUCUCUUCAAAACACACACACAAACACACACUGGCGCACUCCUUUACAUGUCAAGGCCUCCUCCUUCUAAACUUCAGCCUCUCUGUGGAGACCCAAAGAGGUUUGGACCCUCUUUUCCUCCUCACUCGAGGCCCACAUCCAGGAUCGUGUGUAAAUAGAUUUGGAGCAUCUGCGAGGGGGGCUGUGCAGUAUACCUCUCCUUCACCCCCCCUCUUUGGAGUCAAUCAUUUCAUUUACUUCAGCCGGAUCCAGACAAAACCUUUGGGCGUCAGGAUGGGACGAGAAGACGGAUGCUUUCAAAGAAUACCUCGAACUGUGCUAUAGCACAUCCAAGUCUCUGCAUCUCUGUGUGAGCCCACAGUGGGGAGGGACUGGGGAGGGACUGGGGAGGGGGGGUGAGUGUGGCCCCUUACUCACGGACAUCUUUUAAGCUUUUAAGUGAGUUAUCAAAAAAAAAAAAAGAAGACACUGUCCCAACCACCCAAAAAGACUGCAAGAAAAGGAGCAUCCACUUUGGGAUGGAGGGAUGAGCUCGGAACACUCGUAGAAGAAAAGGAAGUGUCUGCAGAAAUAUUGUGACUAAAAAAAAAAAAAAAAAAAAAAAAGGAACCUGUCGAUGAUAUGGAAUAUAACAAGAAAAAAUGUGUGGUAGCUUUCUUUGUCAUUUCCUUUUUUUCCGUGAUGUUAUUAUCAUUCUUUAUUUUUGACGAUCACAAUUUCCAUGGUGGUGUUUCUGUUUCGAUGUACAGUAUCUUUGCUGAGGAUGCUGUUUUAUUUUUCUGUUGUUUUUUUUUCACACAAUUCCUAAAGAGUAUGAAAAAAAAGAGAAAGCGCAGUAUUGUCCCCUCUCCCCUUCAUGCCCAAAGUGUAGCAGGCUAGAAAUUUGGAAAUAGCACUUAAAAGGUUACCAUUAUCCAGACAGAUUAUUUAAUAGCAGUUGUUUUUGCUUUUGCUUUGUUUUGGUUAAUUCUGUCUCAUUCACUUAGUUUGGUUGUUUUUUAGUUGAGAGAUAUCAGUAAUGCUUUAAAACAAAUGUAUAAAUAUAUAUUAAUGCAGUCAUAGAAUACCUCAUCCCACUAAAGUUCCAAAUUCACAAGAAACAAAGGAUGGGGAAUUGUUUUCGUGGGACACCAAAACAUGGCUGGAUUCAAAGCUCUGUGGUUGUGAUUAGUUACUGUGUCGAUGCUAUCGAGCAUUCACUGUGUGCAUAUGUGUUCAAGGAAUAGCACGUGACUUUUUUUAGAUUUUGUUUUUAUUUUAUUCCGUGAGCAUAAAAAGCGUCUUCAUAGUGCCAUACCAAAUUGAACAUUUCUUUUCAAAUAUCUGCUUCUCACUCCCGCGUUUGUUUUGUUACAGGUAACCAAAGAAAUAUUUAGAAAACCAAAAACCCUGUACAUUAUUUUAACCCCAUUCUUUUUUAUUAUUAUUAUUCGAGUCCCCCUUUUAUUCUGUAGAAACUGGCCAAAAGACAACAAACCAGGAGUUUGAGCUCUUUUUUUUUUAUUGUGAUCUGUUUUUGUUUUUUUAAUAUUGUUUGGAAGUUGAACAGGACUUACAGUGCUCACCAUUCCCGCAAACCAAAGUAUUAGAAGCAAACUAAAAAUUGGACACUUUUGUUGGUUACAAACUGUUCCCAUUAGGUAUGAGGCCAAAUAUACAAAGGAGUAAUACACUGAAAAGAAAAAAAAAAUGUUAAAAGCGCAGGGAAAACGUUAUGAGAGAAUAAAUACCUUCUUAUUAUCUUUUUUUUUCUUGUAAUGUUGAGUCUUUAUCCGAGUGAAUUACAAUAUUUUUUUGGAAAAACAUGACAUUUGUAUUCUUGUGAUCAGAUUUUAUUCUCAUAAAUUACAAUUUAUUUAAUGAAAAAUAUGAUUUUUCCUCACAAAAAUACAAUUUUUUCUACAUAAUAUUACAUCUUUAUUCAUACGAAUUGCAACUUUCUUCACAAAAAAAUACAUUAGAUUAUUAUUUUAUUCUGAAUGUUAAGACUUUUUUUCAUGCAAAGUCAUCACACGAUUAUGGCUUUUUUUCACUAAAGUGUCUAAUUUUAUUCUGUUAAGAUCGAGACUCAAAAAAAUGACUUUAUUCUCAUAAAUUUACAACUUUUUUCCUGGAAAAAAUGCUUCUUAUAGUAUCAAGAUAUUAUUCUUAAAAAUUGCAUCCGUUUCCAUGAAAAAAAAGACAUUUUUUUCAUGAAAAAUGCAAUUUUGGCAAAUUUGCAAACACUAUUUUUUUUUCUUUGCAGUGGUCCCCAGACACUCCUUAGUACAAAUAAGUAUUACCAACAUGCACAGUUCCUCUGAAACUGAUGAAGAAAAAGCACUUAUAGGUGAAAGCCUGUCUCUGCCAUGCUCAGGCUAAAGUGUGUUCCAAACACAACCCCGGGACUAAGUCAUUCCAAAUAUGUGUAGCAAGGAGUCUUUCCAUGAAGAGGGAACAAAUACAAACAAUACUAAGACUAUAUCAGUGGAAAAGGACAACAACCAAGGGACGUAAUGGUAUAAAAGUUCACAUUUUCCUAACUUUUGCACUUCACACCAUUUUCUUAUUUAAUUGAUGAACAGAUUUCUUAAAAAAGAGCAAAAAGACAGACCAAAAAGAACACUACCUCCUUUUGGAACUCUCUUCGAUAUUUUUCCCCUUGCAUCCUUCCUCAAUAACAAUGAACGCCAAAAUUUUGGUCUCUAUCUGGUCUCCCUGACACGACUGCUUCAGCCCAAAAUCAUACAUCACUAACUGUAAAGACUACCUCACCGUAGCUUGAACCUGAAGCGCUCUCUGCUCUCCGCUCUCAAAGUGUCACUGAAGUGAAGCAUGAUGGGGGCCAAUGAGAGCCCCCCAUUCAUUGGCCAAUGUGCUGUUGCGGGGAGCUCUUAUCGGGUUGCGAUGAUAGGCAGAAUUUAUCCUACACACUCACUUACACACACAUAUGGGGUGUCACACACGCAUUGAAGCAGGGCUGCAUGGGUGAGUGCAAAUAGAGGCUCUGACCAAAUAUCCAAAGACCCCCAAAAAGCAGUAAAACACACACAAACCAAGAGGAACUGCUGCAUUGAGUCGUAUAUGUAGAUGAUCUUGUGCUUUAAGGUACACCUGUAAACAAGGCUGUUUUAUAAAGGUUGUUCACAGGUCACCAUGUAACAUUUCUUGGCAUAACAUGAUGUAUUCUUGUAUUUUAAUGAUUGACUUAUCUCUCCAGGGCAUUCUUUCCUUUCAUUUCCUUGUAGUUUUGUUUCCUGCACCUGUUCAACUGUUGUAAAGCUAGCAGCUCUGAUUGGUAUACUGUACUGCGAAUGCUGAAGUAUACGUAUUUAUCAUAUUAAGUACUGCAGGUAUCUUGGUUUUACUAGUUUUCAUUUGUUUCCAUGUUUUCAGUUCUCCAUAAAAACGUCUGGGACGCAGAUAAUUUUUUUUUUUUUUUAUGUAUUAUCGCUAAAGAAAAAAAGUUAAAAGAAUAAAAGUUAGAUCAGUGGUUUUAGGUAAGACCUGUUUGUAUAUUUAUCUUAGCUAGGUCUAUUUUGAUACUUUUUUUGUCUCUGUACUGCAGUGAUGCGUUUUUAAGGAAAAAAAACACAAAUGGAUGAACUAAAAAGUUACUUCAUUAUGUAUUGAUACCUCAGAAGAACUUUUUUUUCUCAAAGACAGGACCAAAACCUUUGAAAAGGAAAAGAGUGUAAGAAUAUUUAGCCUCUCUCUUGCUUUAAAAAAAAUGUGGAGUGAAGUUUUUGCUGGUCCUUUCAGGUGCCAAUAUUGUGUCCCAGCUCCCUGUGACCCCUGACCUCUGUCAUUCCUUAGCUGACCUCUGGCCUGCAGAGCUGUCAAUUAUCUGCAGGCGGGAUAGGGGGGUGUGACCAGUCACACACCUCCUCUCUUAAUCCCGCAGAGGCACAUCAAACGCUGACCCUCUUGCAUUAUUGAUGCUCCUCCUCUUUUGUGCGUAGACUCAGUACCAAAAUGUGGACUGGCAUUCUGAGAUGCAGCUCAUCAUCUUGACUACCAAAGUCCAAACUCUUGAACUGUAACCAAACCGAUACCUUAACCAAACAGAAAGCAAGCUACUUCCAAAAGUCUCCAUUGACAUCACUUGCAGAUCACAUUCACUGGUAGCUGUUAUCUCUUGUACAUUUGUGUGAUGGAUGCCGUUGGAGGAGCAGCCUGCGGCUAAAAAGGAGCCUGAAUCCUGACGUGUGAUUGGACAGUUCUGAGGCAUCAUUUAAAGAGGGGGGAGGGACUAUUAACGAGUCAAAAUGACCACUUUAGCUCUCCUCUGGUUUAACCUUAGGAAUGUGUGUACAUUUUCAGCAGUGGCUCUUUGUGUUGUUACUUAGUUUCAGUUUAUGCUUUGCUUUUUUUUGUUGCUAUUUCUUGUUAUUUGGAAGUGUCACCAGAGUUUUUAAGAGGCGGGGACUGGGUGGUGGCUUUAAGACACAGAGUGGAGCCCCCACCCCGGGUAGCCAUGUUAAUGCCAGUCACUGCCCUUUCUUUCAUGCUGUAUAAAACACAAACACCACACACACACACACACACACACACACACACACACACAUACAUAUAUCUGUGUAUUUGUAACCUGAAUCUUCUUGUGUCUGUCCAUGCAGACAAUAAAAAACUGUACAGUAGGUCUAGUUGCAUGUAAUCUGUACUAAUUAUUGACAAUGGCAUUAUAAAAUGCAAUAAAAUACUUAUUACACUGUC
Messenger RNA from Dunckerocampus dactyliophorus (ringed pipefish), 7615 nucleotides. It is a transcript of the gene foxp4, whose product is annotated as forkhead box P4. Gene Ontology annotation, biological process: regulation of transcription by RNA polymerase II. The transcript has 18 exons. The record is from RefSeq and is a predicted model, not a curated record. NCBI's taxonomy places the organism in Eukaryota, Metazoa, Chordata, Actinopteri, Syngnathiformes, Syngnathidae. Gene Ontology annotation, cellular component: nucleus. The coding region runs from base 559 to 2700 and encodes 713 amino acids. Gene Ontology annotation, molecular function: RNA polymerase II cis-regulatory region sequence-specific DNA binding; DNA-binding transcription repressor activity, RNA polymerase II-specific.